Bipolaris oryzae ATCC 44560 is the source of this 948-nucleotide messenger RNA. RefSeq lists its product as uncharacterized. The record is from RefSeq and is a predicted model, not a curated record. The transcript has a single exon. The coding region runs from base 1 to 948 and encodes 315 amino acids. Lineage: Eukaryota; Fungi; Ascomycota; Dothideomycetes; Pleosporales; Pleosporaceae. Gene Ontology annotation, molecular function: oxidoreductase activity.
AUGUCCAUCCAUAAAGUCCUCAUCCUCGGCGCCACGGGCUCCGUCGGCGCCCCCAUCCUCACCGCGCUCCUCUCUUCCCCCUCCCUUAGCAUAACAAUCGGCACACGCAGCAACUCCACCGCCACCUUCCCCCCGGGCGUCCCCGUGGAAACCAUCUCCCCCGCCUUCACAACCGCAGAACUAACCACCCUCUUCACGGGCCGAGACGCCGUCGUCGUCGCCCUCUCCACCGCCCCCGUCACAGCCGGGGGCAAAGACGGCCUCGCCUUCCGCCUCAUCGACGCCGCGCUGGCCGCGGGCGUAAAGCGCUUCAUCCCAAGCGAAUUCGGCGCGAACAACCUUGAUCCAAGGGCAAGGGCGCUGGUACCAACAUACGACAUCAAGGGCGACAUGCUAUCCUACCUCAUCGAGACCUGCGAAAAGAGCAAAGGAAAAAUGACGUGGAGUAGCAUCUGCUGCGGCAGCUGGCUGGACUGGGCGUUGGAUCCAUCUCUAUCCGGGAACUUUCUGGGCAUUGAUGUCAAGGCGAGGAAGGCCACGGUGUGGGAUUCCGGUAACAACAAGUUUGCGGUUACGUCUAGCAAGAAUACGGGGAAAGCGGUUGCGCAGGUGCUGUUGAGGCCCGAGGAGACGGCGAAUAAGCAGAUUUUUCUGUGCGAUUUUAUGGUUAGUGCUAGGGAGAUUGUGGCGGCGCUGGAGAGGGUGAGUGGGGAGGCGUUUGAGGUGGAGAGGGAGAGUCAAGCGGAGAUUGAGGCGUUGAAGAAGAAGUAUGAGGGUGGGGAUGCAAGUGCCACGUUUGGGUUGCUAGCGCUGAGUUUCGGGGCGGAUGUAGAUGUGGGCUAUGAUUUCCCGGCUGAGCAUCAGGUGUGGAAUGAAAAGUUGGAGUUGCCCAAGGUUACGCUGGAGGAGUUGGUGGAGGAGGCUGUGGAGUUGGCGAGGAGGUCGUAG